GUCAACAGUCACUCUUCUUCGUGGGAGAUCUUCAUCUAGGACAGUCCGGUUCCCUGUAUCUUCUCUUGUGACAGUGAACAAAUCUUUAACUUCUCCCAACAACAGCAGCACUUUACCACAACAAUACCUUUCCUGCUCUGACACCUUUGAUAACGAAGAACUUGGAAAAGGUCAGGACUAUAUGAGAACGUUAUUUGUUGGCACUAGGAAGAGCAGUGGUGAACUAAUGGAGAAAACAGGACGGUCCCUAAUUCCAGCUGAGUAUUACAGUUCAUCGUCAUCCAGUGUUGGGAACCUUAAAAUUACUGAAGUUCAUUUCAGUGGCCAUUAUGUGAAGAUAAUUAAUAGUUCCUCUGACAAAGAAGAAAGCAUUGGAGAUUAUACACUUCAGCAGAACAUUAACGGCCACCCAGCGGCCAUUUUUAAAUUCCCCCCCAACAUCAGAAUGAAGCCGAAAUCCUGUGUGACGGUGUGGUCCAUGGAUUCUAAAAGGCAUCAUAAGCCUCCCACAGAUUAUCUGUGGAAGGAGCUGGACAGGUUGCAGUCAGGCUCUCAAUGCACCACGAUUCUUUGUAAUCCUUCUGGACAGGCCAUGGCUUGGUACACGCCCAUCAACUGGAAGAAGAAGACCUCCAAGGUGGUGGAAGCAGAGGGGAGAGUCAGCAGGAAAUCUAUGCAGGCUAUCAGAAGAGCCCAGGCCCAACAACAGCAGGACCAGCAUGAAGCAAGAGCGUUUGAUAUAUGGCAGGCAAUGCCUAGUCAAAGCCACCUGACAGAACCCGAAGCGGAUUACCUCAUAAGAGAGAAAAGGAUGCCCCCCAUUCUGCGUCCUCCUCAGAAUUCGUGGUGCCGAAGUCCGAGUUCUCCGACACACCCCCAUUAUUCUCUGGGGAGAACCCUCCCACCGGGCAGCAAAGAAAUCCAUAUGUUGAGCCAAACGAGGACCCAAGAGGUGAAAUCUUUUCCCAAUCUUGAUAGUUCCUACUCAGGAGAAGCUUAUAAGAUAAAGCUAGCCACAGCAGACAGGAACAAGAAAAGCCGAUUGAAGCCACCUCGAUCAGCUGGGCCUAUUCUGCUGGAGCCCAAUUCGUUGGCAUCAUUUAAAGAACUUCUGUACAAUUAA
Messenger RNA from Protobothrops mucrosquamatus (brown spotted pit viper), 1123 nucleotides. RefSeq names its product lamin tail domain containing 1 (gene LMNTD1). The coding region runs from base 182 to 1123 and encodes 313 amino acids. NCBI's taxonomy places the organism in Eukaryota, Metazoa, Chordata, Lepidosauria, Squamata, Viperidae. Gene Ontology annotation, cellular component: cytoplasm; nuclear envelope. The record is from RefSeq and is a predicted model, not a curated record. The transcript has 8 exons.